CUUCGUCUCCAUUCCAUUGCCAAACCAACUCAAUUCUCUCUCCUCUCAUACUCCGCUAGCUGGUCUAUAAUGGAUGCCCGCCGGCGACCCACCUCCGGGAAUCCCAUCCACUCCCGUAAAGUAAAAGCAUUGGAGGAUGAGAAUACCCAGAAGCCCUCCGAUGCACUGCCUCUCCAUAUCUACCUAACCAAUGCUCUCUGCUUCACCGUCUUCUUUUGGGUUGUUUAUUUUCUUCUUAGCCGCUGGCGUGAGAAGAUUCGCACCUCCGCCCCUCUGCAUGUUGUCACUCUCUCUGAAAUUGCUGCUAUUGUUGCUUUGUUUGCUUCCUUCAUUUACCUUCUUGGCUUCUUUGGUAUUGAUUUUGUUCAGUCCCUUAUCUUACGCCCUCCAACCGAUAUGUGGGCUGUGGAUGAUGAAGAGGAGGAGCCGGCGGAACAAAUUCUGCUCAAGGAAGAUGCCCGGAAAUCGCCAUGUGGGCAAGCUCUCGAUUGCUCUCUUACUGCACCACCACUAUCAAGGCCAAUUGUUUCUUCUUCAAAAGCAGUGGGCCCAAUUGUGCUUCCUUCUCCGAAGCCGAAAGUGGUCGAGGAAAUCUCAUUUCCAGCCAUCACUACCACCGCCACUUUGGGCGAGGAAGAUGAGGAGAUCAUCAAAUCUGUUGUGGCUGGAACUACCCCUUCGUAUUCCCUCGAGUCUAAAUUGGGGGAUUGCAAGCGUGCUGCUGCAAUCAGGCGGGAGGCCUUGCAGAGGAUAACUGGCAAAUCGCUUUCUGGGUUGCCUCUGGAGGGCUUUGAUUAUGAGUCAAUAUUGGGACAGUGCUGCGAGAUGCCCGUUGGGUAUGUCCAGAUUCCCGUUGGCAUUGCUGGACCUUUGUUGCUAGACGGUAAGGAAGUUUCGGUUCCCAUGGCUACCACUGAAGGGUGCUUGGUAGCCAGUACCAAUAGGGGCUGCAAGGCCAUUCACAUAUCUGGUGGAGCCACAAGCGUCGUGUUGAGGGAUGGGAUGACCAGGGCACCUGUUGUUAGGUUCGGGACGGCAAAAAGAGCAGCCCAAUUGAAGUUUUACUUGGAGGAUAGUGCCAAUUUUGAGACUUUGUCUACUGUGUUUAACAAAUCCAGCAGAUUUGGCAGGCUUCAAAGUAUUAGGUGCGCUAUUGCUGGAAAGAACCUGUACAUUAGAUUCUGUUGCGGCACUGGUGACGCUAUGGGCAUGAACAUGGUGUCUAAAGGUGUCCAGAAUGUAUUGGAUUUCCUCCAGAAUGAUUUCCCUGACAUGGAUGUUAUUGGCGUCUCUGGUAACUUCUGCUCGGAUAAGAAGCCUGCAGCUGUGAACUGGAUUGAAGGAAGGGGAAAGUCAGUAGCGUGCGAAGCCAUAAUCAAGGGUGAUGUGGUGAAGAAGGUGUUGAAGACGAAUGUGGAAGCCUUGGUGGAGCUUAAUAUGCUGAAGAAUCUAACUGGUUCUGCCCUGGCUGGAGCUCUAGGUGGGUUCAAUGCUCAUGCCAGUAACAUAGUGACUGCUAUCUACAUAGCGACAGGCCAAGAUCCUGCUCAGAACGUUGAGAGUUCUCACUGUAUCACCAUGAUGGAAGCUGUUAAUGAUGGGCAGGAUCUUCACGUCUCUGUGACAAUGCCUUCUAUUGAGGUUGGUACUGUUGGAGGAGGUACACAGCUUGCAUCCCAAUCAGCAUGCUUGAACCUGCUUGGGGUGAAGGGAGCAAGCAAAAAAACGCCAGGAGCUAACUCCAGGGUUUUAGCGUCCAUAGUUGCUGGCGCUGUUCUUGCUGGAGAGCUCUCUCUAAUGUCUGCAAUUGCCGCUGGACAACUUGUAAAGAGCCACAUGAAAUACAAUAGAGCCAACAAAGAUGCUGCUGUCUCCAAGCCUUCUAACUAAGAAGAAUCAAAUUUCUAAUAAUUGCUCUUUUGUAUACUCUUUUUACUUUGUCAUUUUUAAAUCAAAAUUUCCCUGUAAGAAAUAUUCUGCAAAUUCUGUAAAAUCAAUCAUAAAGUUUAGUAUUAUUCUAUAA
Messenger RNA from Hevea brasiliensis (rubber tree), 2023 nucleotides. RefSeq names its product 3-hydroxy-3-methylglutaryl-coenzyme A reductase 1. The transcript has 3 exons. Gene Ontology annotation, cellular component: endoplasmic reticulum membrane; peroxisomal membrane. Gene Ontology annotation, biological process: sterol biosynthetic process; isoprenoid biosynthetic process; coenzyme A metabolic process. Lineage: Eukaryota; Viridiplantae; Streptophyta; Magnoliopsida; Malpighiales; Euphorbiaceae. The coding region runs from base 70 to 1890 and encodes 606 amino acids. Gene Ontology annotation, molecular function: protein binding; hydroxymethylglutaryl-CoA reductase (NADPH) activity. The record is from RefSeq and is a predicted model, not a curated record.